AUGAUUCCAGAAGAGAUUUGCCUUGAAAUACUGAUAAGAUUGCCAGUCAAAUCUUGGUUUUCUCUAAUUUCUAAACCUAAUUUUGCUAAAUUGCAUCUUGAUAUUGCUGUCGCAAGAAAAAAUAGUAGAAGUCUAAUUGUUAGAGGCCAGAAUGAGUUAAUCUACUCUAGGGUUUAUGAUGAUUCAUUAAAAUCAAUUAGUGAAAUUGGAGAAGAUUUUGUUGUUGGAAUUGAAGAUCACCCAUUCAAAUCUUCAGGUUUUAAAAUUAAAUUAGUUGAGUCUUGCAAUGGUCUUGUUUGUCUUAUGUUUUAUGAUGAUGUCUGGGGGAGUUCUAUGGUGGAAGACAUUUUCUGUGUUUGGAACCCAGCAACUAAAGAAUUCAAGAAGAUACAUUCUCAGUUGUCAAAUUCAUUUGAAAUUUGCGUAUAUGCUUUCGGUUAUGAUUGCCAAAAUGACGACUAUAAGUUGUUUCGUCUUGCAUUUGGUGGUAGAGUUAGUGUUUAUACAGUAGGCUCAAAUUCGUGGAAAACCAUUUCAGCCGGAAAUUAUAUUUGGUUAUCUUAUGGGAAUGAGGUUGAUGAGGUUGGUGUUGAAGUCUGGGUAAUGCAAGAUUAUGGAGUUCUGGAGUCUUGGACUAAACGUUAUGUUAUCACCAUUGAGAUAAUAACUGAUGGCCGUAGUUUGUCGAUUCUGUGGAAUUUUAAAGAUGGUGAGAUUCUGUUUAUGGAAGAUGGUGGGCUGAUAUUAUAUGACCCAAAACAUGGAAGUGCUAUUGAAAGAAAGUUAACUUGUUUAACAGGUGUCACAUCAGAGAAGAAGUAUAUAGAAACUAAUAGUGCAUCUGUCUCAUUUCUGAAUGGAGAAUGA
Messenger RNA from Papaver somniferum (opium poppy), 867 nucleotides. RefSeq names its product F-box/kelch-repeat protein At3g06240-like. The transcript is spliced from 2 exons. Bases 1 to 867 code for a protein of 288 amino acids. The record is from RefSeq and is a predicted model, not a curated record. Lineage: Eukaryota; Viridiplantae; Streptophyta; Magnoliopsida; Ranunculales; Papaveraceae.